Cyprinodon tularosa is the source of this 1051-nucleotide messenger RNA. Its product is annotated as protein PRY2-like. The coding region runs from base 3 to 713 and encodes 236 amino acids. The transcript is spliced from 2 exons. The record is from RefSeq and is a predicted model, not a curated record. Lineage: Eukaryota; Metazoa; Chordata; Actinopteri; Cyprinodontiformes; Cyprinodontidae.
UGAUGGGAAGGGGAGCCCACGAGACUCCAGAGUCAGCAAGCCAGUUGAUCGACAAGAUUACUAUGAGGAGAGGAGUGAGCGCAACUAUGAUUGCUGCAGCGACUACGAUAACCAACGCAGCGACUACAACGACCGCCACAGCGACUACAACGACCGCCGCACAGACUACGACGACCGCCGAAGCGACUACGAUGACCGACGUAGCGACUACGACGACCGCAGCACCGACUACGAAGACCACAGAAGCGACUACGAUGACCAACGUAGCGACUACAACGACCGCAGCACCAACUACGAUGACCACAGAAGCGACUACGUUGACCGCCGUAGCAACUACGACGACCACAGCAGCAAAAACACAUUACAAUAAUCACAGCAGCGACUACGACAACUGCGACUACAAUGACCGCCGCAGCCACUACAAUGACUGCCACAGCGACUACGACCACAGAAGCAACUACGAUGACCACAGAAGUGACUACGAUGACCGCCGCAGCGGCUACGACGACCACAGAUGCGACUACGAUGACCACAGAAGUGACCACGAUGACCGCUGCAGCGACUACGACGACAACAGAAGCGACUACGAUGACCGCUGUAGCGACUAUGAAGACCGACACAGCAAGCACAGUGAACGCCAUGAGCGCUACUAUGACAACUGCCGCUUUCAUGAGCAAUGUUACACGCAGAGAUCGCAGAGAUCCUCGCUUUGAUGAUGACUGCUAUGAUGAUCGUGACAGACCCUAGAGGAACUGGAAUGAGGUGACCAGGACCAUCCAUGUGCAUGAAAUCAGAAGAUUCUCUGUUUUUUCUUUUUUUUAUCCAUAUACGCAAAUUAUUUACCUAAGAUUAUUUCCCUGGGAUUUUACAACUUAACACAAAACUUUUGCUUGAUCAUUCAUUAAUCAACAAGUAGACUGGGGGGAAAAGACCAGUUGCAGGGCAAAAACAAAUGAUGAGCUUUUCUGAACUGUACUAUUGAAUAUUGACAAAAAUGUAAUUAACACACAUUUUUUUGCUCAAAUUACGAUGUACAGUCAUGGCCAAAAGU